Molecule: messenger RNA, 2569 nt
Organism: Daldinia decipiens
Lineage: Eukaryota; Fungi; Ascomycota; Sordariomycetes; Xylariales; Hypoxylaceae
Exons: 3
Coding region: 159-2273 (704 amino acids)
Biological process (GO): regulation of DNA-templated transcription
Cellular component (GO): nucleus
Molecular function (GO): DNA-binding transcription factor activity, RNA polymerase II-specific; transcription cis-regulatory region binding; zinc ion binding
Source: RefSeq, a predicted model, not a curated record
UAUGGGGGAGCUUACAUCAUAUGAACCCUUCUUCGAUCAAACAUCGAAUUGCAGUAACCUCCAAAUUCCAUAUUCUUUUCUGGAUCUCGCACUUAAUUAUACGCACAAGGAUUGCAUCAGGUCGCCAAGUAGGAUUCUUCUCAAAGGGACCAUAGGCCAUGGCUGGCUCCAGUGCAACAAUCGAUGCACCUCCCGCCUCGUCCGAAGACAGGAUUCUCAUAAAUGAAUAUGAACAGAGCCACAAGAAAAUCAGGGCCUGCAUUGCAUGUCGUAACAUGAAGAUAAAAUGCGUUUCGGUUCCCGGUUCUAAAGAUUGCGAGACCUGCAUAAGAUUUUCUCGUCCUUGUCAAGACCCGGGGCCGCCAAAAGCGCGAGUGAAAACUUCCCAGAAGUUCACUGAACUCGAAAGGAAGAUCGACGCUUUAACUAGCGCGCUGGAAGCUGAACGAAGGCGAAACCAGAAGUCCCUCAAAGAAGUGAGAGAAGACGCGGGGUGGUCUAGAACUCCCGACUCGAGCUCUAGGGAUGACGAUGCCCCACCAUUCAGCGAACGACAAGAUCGCCAUGCGGAACUCAUUGUCAGCCGUGAUGUUGUCAGUCAGGGCUUGGUAGAUAUCCGAACUGCCUCUACGUUGUUUGAUCACUGGAAUCUUCAUAUGCGGCCACUGAUGCCUUUGAUCUGCUUCCCGGCUGAGGAAAAUGUAGACGCUAUCCGAGCGACGAAGCCUACAUUAUUCCUAACUAUCAUAACGAUAGCUAGCACAUCGCUCAGGCCGUCUCUCGUGAAUCCUCUUCUAGGACAACUCAACAGCAUCCUAGCUCAGGAUGUCUUUAUCCAAGGCGCAAAAUCUCUUGACUUAUUACAGUCUUUAGUCCUCUUCUCACAGUACUACAUACAGCCCCCGCACAUUAAGGCAUUCGCACUCCCUCAGCAUGUAUACAGCGCUGUGGUCAUGUCUCACGAUCUUAACUUAGGCGGCGCACUUAAGCUAGAUAAUAAUAGAACCAGUGACCAAGAAAGAGAUACAUAUAGAACUUUGCUAACCGUGUAUUUUGGUGCAUCAUGUUCGGCAACGCUUCUACGUCGGCAUCAGCCCCUUAUACUUUCGACCUCGCACCAAGCUUGCAUAGAAGCUCUGACACAAGGGAAUGGUACGCGGAGUGACGAUCAAUGGUUAUGCAGCCUCGUAGCUCUCCAAGAGAUUUUCGAUGAUGCCUCAAAGACGUUAAAUGCGUCGUAUUCAUGCGCGGACGAAUCCUUCGAUAACUUCAGAACGCAGCAUUUACUAGGCAUUUUCAGACAGAGAUUAGCUGACUGGAAACUAUCAUCCUCGGGAGACCUAGAUCCUCGUCUUAAAAACCACGCAGGUUCAGUUGCUGAUUUCUACAUUCACCAAGUUGCGGUUAGAGAUUAUAGCUAUCGGAUGCGUACUUGGCUUAAGAUCAAGGACAGUGAAGAUCCAAACGGGCCGCCACCAACAUUCACCGCAACACAUACCGACGCACUCUGCCAUAGCCUAAUAGUAGGUGCUAAUGCCCUGAAUAUUUAUCUAUCAUUGCAUGAUGACCUUACACGUUCUCUUCCGAACGUAUUUCUUGUAUGGAAUCUGUGCGUGGUAGUUGGUUUAUUGAAGCUGGGACAUUUUGCUGAAGAGUUGUCACGUUCCCAAACAAGAGGCCCUGACAAUUAUAAUCCGCCAUCUCCUUUAGAUCUUCUUGAUGCGAUGAUCCAAAGGCUCACUACCUUAACCCUGCACGGGUAUUUCCCUCAGUCGCGACCAUUUUUAGACGCAUUUAAGAAGCUCAAGAGAUGGUCUCAACAAAAGAAAACGGUCUGCAUCAACAACAAUGGUAGCUGUGAUGAAGCAAGUACCGAAAUCGUCCACGAUGUGCUUGGAACCCAAACCCCACCGGCCUCCCCGUCACUUCCGCAGUCACAUAUUCAUACGUCUGGCCGACAGCAGCCAGGUUAUCAAGGCCACUUGCGAACCACUUUCGAGAUACAAGCAGAAUCAAACAACUCGGCUUUGAUAGCUGAAAUCCAGCCUGCGGAACAACCAGAUAUCAACUGGAACCUAGGUUCUUAUGCUUUCGACCAUGUUAAAGCAUCAACCUAUAACGCUGGUGUUUCAAAUGGCAAUUCCGAUAUGACUUAUGACCCUGGGUACUUUAGUACCGACAUGCAUGACACUGGGUUCGGCCUUAGUGAUAUGAAAGACAUUGAUGACUUUAUGAUGCAGGGCAUUGACGGAGGAUUAUGGUCCAUACUGUAGAAACCUGAUAUUAGUUCUGAAAGGACAGCUUGGCAGUUUAGUGGGGACAAAUGGCAAUCUUCAAAUAGUACUAGGUAGACUAAGUGGCGAUCUCGCUGUGCUAUAAUUCUUAGGCUGGCGAGAACUCGGCAGCAAUGCGAUUCCUGAUAGAUAUGCCUCUAGAAAUGAGUGGAACUAUAGGAUUACCAAGUUACCUACCUGUUAUACAAAAACUUGGACGCCUUUUGUCAGCGCUUAGAUUAUAAAUAUUUACAAAACUUGUCGACAGGGGUAAUUGGAAAUGAUGACAGAAGAUA